This is a messenger RNA of Hipposideros armiger (great roundleaf bat), 2836 nucleotides long. It is a transcript of the gene SETD4, whose product is annotated as SET domain containing 4. Gene Ontology annotation, biological process: peptidyl-lysine monomethylation; peptidyl-lysine trimethylation. The record is from RefSeq and is a predicted model, not a curated record. Gene Ontology annotation, molecular function: protein binding; protein-lysine N-methyltransferase activity. The transcript has 9 exons. Bases 130 to 1122 code for a protein of 330 amino acids. NCBI's taxonomy places the organism in Eukaryota, Metazoa, Chordata, Mammalia, Chiroptera, Hipposideridae.
AAUACACGUUUGUAUAUUUAGAUCCUUACAGGUGCAAAGGACAGCGAUUAUCAUACAACUGGGGGAGAGAGGCAAAGGAAAUGCUUUUCGUUUUAGAUUGGGCCCCUAAACAGAAACUGCAACUUUAGUAUGAAGAAGGGAAGAGGAAGAACAAGCCGGAUCAGAAGACGGAAACUCUCCAGAAGUUCUGAAUCAAGAGGAGGAGCCUUCAGGGAUGCUCAUUCCUUUAUUCACGACGUCGGAACUCCUGAUAUCAGCUCCCUGUUGAAUGAAAGCUGCAAGCCUGAAUUUAUAGAGCUUAAGAAGUGGCUGAAAGAUAGGAAGUUCGAAGAUCCAAACUUAAUACCUGCCAGAUUUCCAGGUACAGGAAGAGGGCUGAUGAGCAAAACAUCCCUGCGGGAGGGACAGGUGAUUAUUUCGUUGCCUGCGAGUUGCCUGCUCACCACGGACACAGUGAUUAGGAGCUACUUAGGGGCGUACAUUGCUAAGUGGCAACCUCCUCCGUCUCCCCUGCUGGCUCUGUGCACCUUUUUAGUGGCAGAAAAACAUGCUGGGACUCGUUCUCCCUGGAAGCCUUACCUGGAUAUUUUACCGAAGGCCUACGCCCUCCCUGUUUGUUUGGAGCCAAAAGUGGUGAAUCUUUUUCCCAGACCUUUGAAAGCAAAGGCCAGAGAGCAGAGAACCCGCGUGCAGGAGCUCUUCACUUCCUCCAGAGACUUUUUCUCUUCCCUGCAGCCUCUGUUUUCUGAGGCGGUGGAGAGCAUCUUUAGCUACAGCGCCCUCCUGUGGGCUUGGUGCACGGUCAACACCAGGUCCGUGUACAUGAAGCUCAGGAGAAGGCAAUGCUUUUCCGCAGAGCCAGACACCUGUGCACUCGCCCCGUACCUGGAUCUGCUGAAUCACAGCCCAAAUGUCCAGGUGAAAGCAGCAUUUAAUGAGGAAACUCGCUGUUAUGAAAUUAGAGCGGCUUCAAGUUGCAGACGGCACGAGGAGGUGUUCAUCUGCUACGGCCCCCACGAUAACCAGCGGCUGCUCCUGGAGUACGGAUUCGUCUCCACCCGUAACCCUCAUGCGUGCGUUUAUGUCUCAGAAGGAAAUUUUGAUGAAAAAAUGGAGAGUUAGGGUUUCUGUAGGUGUGAGAUACCUCCUGACUCAAACCACUUGACAGGUAGGUAUUUACUGAGCACUUCCUAUGUGUAGUAAACUGUGCUCAAUGUUGUGGGCCACGCAAGGAGUGUAAGACUUUGUUGGGGACAUAAGAUACCAGCUUGAAAUCCUAAAUCAAUAUACCAAAGGAAAGCUCUGAGUGUCUUGACUGGUGGUCCAGUGUGUUUGUCUCUGACACUGGGCUCCUGGGGGCCAGGCUGGCCUCAGUCCCCCAACAACAUGGUGUGGGCUCUUGGGAUGGGGCGGCCAUGUGAUUCCAGCCAAGUGGGAUAAACAGAGUUCAAGGCUCUCCCUUUCAAAUUUUCUUCUGUAGAUAAAAUGAAGCUUUAACCAAUCCAGCCUCAGAAUGAGGGCGGUCUAGCUGUAAUGGUUGCCAUUUGUUUGAUCCCAAGGAUAACCAGGUUCUUCAUCCUUUAUCUCACCAUGACCUGUGGGCCUGUGGCCCAUGCGUCCCGCUGUGGCCUCAUCCAAGUUCGGCUUCUUAGCCAAAAUAAAUUGGAAAAUCCUUUUUUUUUUCCUAAAGAAUUUUCUAUUAUUCAGGCUUUAUUCUUAAGUAUUGGCAGACUUAUUUUUUUCUUUUGUCUUUGUGACCACAAUCAUAGGCUACAUAAUAUUUAGUGGCCCCUUUAAAGAAAGUUUGCACUCCUUAGCCAUUUGCCAUGGUGUCACGAAGUACCGAAAUGACGGAUUUGUCCUUGUUUUUCUUACUUUAGAAACUUGACGUUUGGAUGGGAUGGACCAUCUUGGAGGUUACUCACAGCUCUUAAGUUGUUAUGUCUGCAAGCUGAAGAAUAAACUCAUCUAUUCCUGAGGUUUCCGCUGUCAUCCCUAAAGCUGAAGACAGCUGAGACUUUAUUUCCUUUGUGGCUAGUCAGCUGUGCUGAGUUUCUGAGCGCCUUCUGUGUACUUCCACUCGGAUGCUGCUUCCAGAUUCUCCACGUCCAGAAUUGGUACCUCCACCCCCUUUCUCCGUGGUUAGGGCUUCUUCCUGGCCUAGAGUUGGCUCUGCUACCCUCGGGCUCGGCACCCUGCUGUGGCUUCCUCUGGCCUACCUUGAGACCCCACCCCCUGCCUGCAGAGCUGGCCCCACCCGCCCACCGACCACAUGGCCUCUGAGCCUCUGCGGUUGAAAACAGGGAUGAGCUGCAUGCAGAGAAGGGCUUCACUUAGAUUCCUCCUUCGACAGCUUCCUUUGUGAAAUGUGUUCCAUCCAGUUUGCCAUGUUUUAGAAAACGCUGUCACUCAAAGAGAGGACCCUUUGCUGCCUUUUGCUCCUUAGUCCUUUCGGCUGUGGGCUCACUGUCCUGUUCUGUCUCCUGCUGUGUUCCCGUGGCUGGUGGAGAGGGCCACUUACUAUGUGCCAGACACAGGAUUGUGUGAUAAUAAAAGGGUGCCAGUCCCCUCUCUUCUUCUUGGCAACUGCACGUGGUGGGAGGUUAGGGCAUCUGCGUGUGGAACGUGUUUUAUGCUUCUGGAAAAGUAGGAGAGGAGUUUGUGUGUUGUGUUGGGUGGAGAAGCCUUCUUUGCUUUUUGCAAGCCUGCUGAAAUGACCUCAUUGAACAUUUUGGUUCUAGUACGUGCUGGAAAAAAGUACUUCUUGGGGAAAUAAUUUCAGAUGCAAAUGAGAAGACAAGUUUGGACAUAGCCCAGAAAAUAUGCCAUUAUUUCA